AUGGAGUUUAUUGGCCGAGAAGGGUCAGAUGAUGACUUUGAUGAUGUUCCAUUCUCAAAGUUUAAUGUUGAUAGAGUUGGAUCUUCUGGUGUACAGAAGGAGUUUACUGGUGGGUUUGAUAUGUCGAUGUUUAAUGAGUUGAAGGAAGCUAUUGAAAAUGCAAAAAUUUCUAAAGAUGGAAAUGAUAGUCCUGAUGAGAGCGAUGGCAAGAAUGAUGAUUUAAAUGAUGUUGAAGUUUUUGAUGUGAAAAGUCAAGAUGCAAUUGAAAUUGUUGGACUCGAUGAGAAUAUUCAAUAUACUCAGGUUUUUAAUGAUGAUGCUCCUUCAUUUGAUAUUAUGAGUUUUAUUUCUAGUAAACCUGAUUGGUUUACUGAAGAAAAAAAGAAUACUGAUAAAUUGAAUGAUGAAGAACAGGUUGUUGAUGAUCAUGACCUAUUUAAGGAUGUUGUUAAAAAAUCUAAGGAGGAUGAAGAUGAUGGUGGAGAUGACCAGGGUUUGGGGGGUGGUGAUGCUGUUAAAGCUAUUGGUUCAGAUGGGACAAAUAAAGACAAUGUUGAGGGAAAGAAUACUGAAGAAGCAAAAGAUGUUGCAGAUGGGAGUAAUAAAGAUAAUGUUGAGGGCAGAGCAGUUGAUGUAGAUGCAAGUGUAAAUGAUGUUGAAGGUGUUGCUAGUAAGGGAAAGUUGUUUGAUAGUCAAGGCACUGAGGAUAGUAUCACUGUGUCUGCUUUGGAGAUUAUAAAUGAAAAGAUUGAUGCCUAUGAGGGAAGCAUUAAAAAGGAUAAGUCUUUAAAUAAAUUAGAGGCAACAAAUACUGAUGUUUUAUCUACCUAUGGGUUGGACAAGACUGAUGUUGUUGGUGUUGAGAAGAAGCAUGGUUCUCAAGAAAGCUUUUCUGUAUCUACCAUGGAGGUUGUUAAUGAUCAUUUGGUUUCCUAUGAAGACAGUUUGAAAAAGGAAAAGUCUAUAAAAUUGGAGGAAGAAACUCCUACAGUUGGAAAUAGAGAGAGGAAACCUAGUUCUGUAUACAACAGUCCAUAUACCACAGAAUUUGGUUCAGGUAGUAUUGGUAAACCAAAAGGUGGACGUCCUGGAUCAUGUACUUUUGGAUUUGGCUUUUUCAAUGUGAUUGAUGAUGUGCAAGCUAAAUCUUUUGAUCAAUGGUUUAAGAUUGGGUUUAAUGAUAAAAACAAAGUGAAGAAGUUUAAAGAAUGUCAUAGGAAGCUUAAGGUUCCAUUGGAUUUUGUGGUUUGUCAAAUUGAUGAUAAGAUGUGGUUCUAUGAUUUGCUUACUGUUGGGAAGAACUUGUCAUGCUCGCAUAUUGAUGUUUAUUUCUACUAUUUGAGAAAGAAGUUAAAGUAUGACCAGUCUGUGAAAAUUUCUGGUAAUACUACUGAUUGCUUCUUUGCUUCUCAAAUUUUUGAUUUAUAUAAUGAGUUUGUUGCAAGUGGUGAAAAUGUUGAUUCGAUUAAGAAGGAUUCUAAGGCAGCUGCAUACAUAGCGGGUUUUUAUAUGUUAUGCAAUAAACCCUGGGCUGAGCUUGAUUUCUACUAA
Cannabis sativa is the source of this 1551-nucleotide messenger RNA. RefSeq lists its product as uncharacterized. The transcript has 9 exons. The record is from RefSeq and is a predicted model, not a curated record. Bases 1 to 1551 code for a protein of 516 amino acids. NCBI's taxonomy places the organism in Eukaryota, Viridiplantae, Streptophyta, Magnoliopsida, Rosales, Cannabaceae.